AUGUCAGUUUCCACCCCGACCGGGAUGGCAAUCGCAGAAUACCUAGCAUGGCUGGGCCGCUUUCUACUUCAGCCUAGUCACAUCGCCGUAUUGAUUGUGUUCUGGCUAGCAGGAUCUCUAUACUAUGCAAUCUCCAUACGUCCUCGCUUCUUCUCUCCCUUACGCGGUACCACAGGGCCACCCGUAAGAGUAUCCUUACUAGGGCACUUCCGCGAGACAAUGAGGAGCGAACCAGGCGUUGCGGAGAUGCAGUGGACGCGCGAAUAUGGACCUGUCGUGCGGACAGUUGGUCCUUUCGGUGGGGAGCGCAUGAUCUUCUUGCGUCCCGAGGCGCUGCAGAAGAUCCUUGUGAGCGAAUGGACGGAUUACGAACGCCCAAAGCCGAUGCGGAAUCUGCUGGGACUUGUGGCCGGAUAUGGCCUCCUUACGACAACAGGGAAUGAGCACAAGCAAAUGCGACAUGCCAUGAACCCGGCGUUCUCGCUAUCCAACCUCAUGAAUCAGACUGAUAUGUACUUUGACACUAUCGACGUCCUGGUUGAAUCCAUGCAAUCUGAGCUUGAGGGCUCUGCUGAGGGGAAGGUCCUACAUAUGUACGAAUGGAUGAAUAAGGCCACACUCGACAUCAUCUGUGCAACAGCUUUCGGAUACGACUCGGACUCCUUGCGCGACCCGCACAACCCCUUGGCGCGAGCAUACGAGUCUUUGACCUCUCUUCAAUCCGGACCAACAAUGGCGAAGAUAAUGGGCAUCCUUAUGCUCCCAUUCGCGCCUGCGCUACUCAAGACACGACUAGGGCUGAAGAUGUCACCUCUCUUCCGUCGGAUUUGGCUGUUCGGACCGCCGAUAGCGACGCUCGUGGAGACGACGCACCAGAUCCGUGAACUCAGUCGCGGCAUCCUUCGGGAGAAACUCGUAGACAGCGAGGGCGAGAUCAAGGGCGACCGGGAGACGAAGAAGGAUAUCAUGAGCUUGCUCGUGCAAGCUCGUCAAGGUAGCGCGAAGGAUGGGUAUCAGCUGAGCGACGAGGCGCUUGUGGACCAGGUAUUGACCUUCCUCGGCGCCGGGCAUGAAACUACCGCUUCUGGGCUAUCAUGGGCACUGUGGCUCCUUGCCAAUCAUCAAGACGUACAGAGCCAGUUGCGAUCAGAGCUUGAGCCGAUCUUCACUACAAACGAUCGCCCUAGCUACCGUGACUUGAAGGAACUCAAGCUUCUUGACUGCGUCGUCAUGGAGGCACUCCGGCUCCUUCCUCCCGUUCCCAUCACCGUUCGUCAGGCCGGCAAAGACGACUGGAUCGACGGCGCUUUCGUACCCAAAGGGACCUUACUCUAUAUAUCCAUCCGCGCCAUCAACACUUACGCGCCCGUAUGGGGAUCCGAUGCCGCGGAGUUCAAGCCAGAGCGCUGGUUGAAACUUCCUCCCACCUACGACUCGACCUUCAGCUUCCAAAGCUUCAUCGCCGGACCGCACGGGUGUAUUGGGAAGACCAUGGCAAUCAGCGAGAUGAAGGCUGUCGUAGCCUCCAUGAUUGCACACUUCGAGUUCAGUCCGUCGUAUGACGGCCAGACUGCUAAGCCCACGGCAGGUGUCACCAUGAAGCCGGCCGAUAACAUGCCUCUUCUUGUCAAGGCUUUCGACCGUCGACCCUUAUCGGCGCUUGGACACCAUCUCGACCGCGGCCACGUAGGCUUCGUCCGGGAACCAUCGAGCGCACUGGCUAUCAAGCUUCUCGUAAAGAGCUUCGCCCAUGAUUUGCGGCCGGGAUCGCUCUCGUCCGCUAUCUGCAAAUCAAUUACCCCAGAACAUCACGGAGUGCUGCUCCCUGUCAACUCGAAGGCUUGCAAGCUCCACCUCUUAUGCCUCUCAUUGUCGCCUUGCUUAUGUUGA
This is a messenger RNA of Peniophora sp. CBMAI 1063, 1890 nucleotides long. The record is from the annotation of a GenBank genome assembly. NCBI's taxonomy places the organism in Eukaryota, Fungi, Basidiomycota, Agaricomycetes, Russulales, Peniophoraceae.